This is a messenger RNA of Atta colombica, 5881 nucleotides long. It is a transcript of the gene garz, whose product is annotated as Golgi-specific brefeldin A-resistance guanine nucleotide exchange factor 1. Gene Ontology annotation, biological process: regulation of ARF protein signal transduction. NCBI's taxonomy places the organism in Eukaryota, Metazoa, Arthropoda, Insecta, Hymenoptera, Formicidae. Gene Ontology annotation, molecular function: guanyl-nucleotide exchange factor activity. The transcript has 15 exons. The coding region runs from base 112 to 5682 and encodes 1856 amino acids. The record is from RefSeq and is a predicted model, not a curated record.
ACGGCAGUCGACGUGACGGAUCUUCGCUGACGUCUAGUGAUCGAAUUUGUUCAGUCGUGUUGUAUGAUCUUUCGGAAUCCUGUUAUGGCGUAGCAACGGAAUCACGCAAGGAUGAAUAGAAUCGUGAGAUCUGGAGGCCCUUGUAGGGGCGGCUUGUUCGUCGUCGAGGACGAGGUGUGCCUCCUGGUGACGGCAAUGCGACGAGGUGCCCGAUGGUCGUCGCACUCUCAUCAGGAUGACGAUCAGGAUACUCUCAUGAAAGGCUUGAGUACUUUGAAAGAAGUAUUAAACGAACAUAGAGAUUUAUCCCAAUUAGAACCCGCAGUUUUUCUCACUCCCUUUCUGGAAAUUAUAAGAUCUGAAGAAACUACUGGACCUGUGACUAGUCUAGCGCUCUCGGCUGUUAAUAAGAUAAUUUCUUAUGGUCUCAUUGAUCCUAAUCAUCCUGCUAUAGCAACUUGCAUAGAAGCCAUAGCGGAUGCUGUUACACACGCGAGGUUUGUAGGUGCCGACGCGUCUGGUGAUGGAGUAGUUCUUAUGAGAGUUCUGCAAGUUCUGAAAGCCCUCAUGCUGUCGUCUGCUGGUGAUCAUCUUUCCAAUGAAAGUGUUUGCGAAAUUAUGCUGAGUUGCUUUAGGAUAUGUUUUGAAACGCGUCUUAGUGAAAUACUUAGAAAAACGGCAGAGAAUUGCCUGAGGGACAUGGUUCAACAUUUGUUCACCAGAUUACCUCAAUUUGUUGACGAUACCAGAGUUUUGCCGAAUAUGAAAAAAAUGAGAACAAAUAGCAUAGAGAAUACUCGUGGCAAGAAUAGAAAACACAAAAGUUACACGAGGCAAAAAUCCAAGUCUACCACGAAUGACAUCGACGAGAAGGAGCCGAUGAUUUCAAGUUCAGUUGACAAAAUACGAACUGGUCAUUUAGCUACCACACCCGUCUCACCAGUUGGCAAUAUCGUUGACAUGCAGGGAUCGUUGAAUCAUGGAAGUGUUGAUAAAAAUGAGGACGAGAAAAGUGAAAGCAAGAAUAAUAUUAACAAAGAUAAUAUUAAAGAUAGAAAUGACUGCAUCAAAGCAGUGGAUAAUCAGGAAACUAAUAAGAAACAGGAGAUUGAUACAGACGAAAGUAAUAAAGAUGUUAAAAAUGAAAUAGAAACGGUCGAGGUGAAUAACGCGUCUGAAAAUAUCAAUGUGGAGAAUAAAGUUGCAGCUUUAACAGAAAGUAAUAGUGUAGAAAAGGAAGAUGCGGCUGAUCAAAAAAUCACGGAUGAAUCUGAAUCUUCCAUCAAGCAAUCUAUUUCAGAAAAUCAAGGUGACGAAGAAAAAAGUAUCGAUUUAGCACAAUCUCCGACUGGUAGCGUGGAAGACUUAUCGAUAGACGAAAAUCUGUCUAGAACGUCUAAAAUGAAAGAGUCUGAACAAAUCGAGGAGUAUGUGAAUAGUCAGGGCGUCCGAUUUAUUCCGUUGCAACAACGGGCGCCAUAUGGCGCCUUAUGCGUUCGUGAAUUGUUCAGAUUUCUCAUUUCUCUAUGUAGUCCUCUCGACAAGCAGAACAAUGAAAUUAUAACUCAUCUAGGUCUUAGCUUAUUGCAAGUAGCGUUGGAAAUCGCCGCCGACGCUCUAUCUAAUUUUUCGUCCCUACUUGCUCUCGCGAAGGAUGACUUGUGUAGGAAUCUAAUCUUGCUACUAGGAACAGAUAGAUUGUCGAUCCUCGCUGUAAAUCUUCAAGUAUCGUUUUUGCUGUUUGAGUCGCAAAGAGAACAUCUAAAAUUCCAACUGGAACAUUAUUUAAUUAAAUUAAUGGAAAUAGUUGUUUCUGAAUCUAAUAGAAUCUCAUACGAGCAACGAGAAUUAUCGCUUGAGGCUAUAGUAAGAUUGUGGAGAAUACCUGGUUUACCCGCUGAAUUAUAUUUAAAUUAUGACUGCGGACUUUAUUCUACGAACUUGUAUGAGGAACUCAUGAAAAUGUUUUCUAAGAAUGUUUCUCUACCAAUGACCACUGGUAUGCAUACCAUGCAAUUGAUUUCCUUGGACGCCAUAAUGAUGCUGAUCGUCGGCAUGGAGAUUCGUUGCAAAGGCUGCAAGGAAUUGUGCAAACCAUCGCGUCAUGAGGCGUCAUCAAAUCUGCCUACGCGUGAAGAUUUGCUUGCUAUAAAAGCGAAUAAGCGAUGGUUGGCUCUUGGCACAGAAAAAUUCAAUGAAAAUCCACGAGAGGGUAUAGCGAAACUUACGGAGCACGGUUUGCUGGGCGGUACUCCAGGUCAUUCGGAUCCAGAAAAAAUCGCUAAACUUCUAAGAGAGAAUCCUGGUUUAGAUAAGAAAGCAAUCGGUGAAUACAUCAGCAAGAAAGAAAACAAGAACAUUCUCAAUUAUUUUGUGCAUAAUUUUGACUUAAGAAAUACUCGAAUCGAUCAAGCUUUGCGACUUUACUUGGAAUCCUUUAGAUUACCUGGGGAAGCUCCCCUUAUAUCUCUUCUACUUGAGAAAUUUGCCGAACAUUGGCAUGAUAGCAAUGGUAGACCUUUCGCUUCGGCUGAUGCCGCCUUUACGUUAGCUUAUGCGGUUAUCAUGUUAAAUGUCGAUCAACAUAAUUAUAACGUAAAGAGGCAAAAUAAUCCUAUGACUGCCGAUGAAUUUAAAAGAAAUUUGAAGAAGGUUAAUGGCGAUACCGAUUUUGAUCAAGAUAUGCUCGAUGAAAUAUAUACUUCAAUUAAAGGGGAAGAAAUCGUGAUGCCAGCUGAACAAACUGGGCUAGUAAAGGAAAAUUAUUUAUGGAAGGUUUUAUUAAGAAGAGGCUCCGGACUUGAAAGUAUGUACUUGAAAGUAGGCAAUUCUGGCGAAUUCAUCGAUAAAGACCUAGCCGAACAUGCGUGGGCUCCCAUUAUAAGUGCUCUUUGUCGAGCAUACGAUAAAGCACCGGACAGAUCAUUGCAACGCAAAGUCGUUCAAACAUUUCUUAGUUGCGCGGCAAUCAGCGCUUACCACAGCAUGUGUAAUGAUUUGGAUACGCUUAUAGUCAGUCUCUGCAAGUUCACGGGUCUAAUAAUCGGCGGGAAAUCCGAGCAAGUAGUUUUACAUCUCGGUGGAAGUCCAAAAUCCCAAAUGGCAGCUCGCACUCUUUUCAAGAUCACUCAUUUACACGGGGAUGCCUUGAGAGCGUCUUGGAAGAACAUUAUCGAUUGUUUGCAAUCGCUCUAUGAGGCGAGAUUAUUGCCAAAGAAUCUUACGGAGGCGGAAGACUUCAUUGAUCCGUCCGGCAAAAUAUCUCUACUUCGAGAACCGACCACGCCCAAAGCUUCUCCGGGUGAUCAAGGAAUACUUUCCACCUUUUAUUCCUAUAUCGCUAUGGACACGUCACGUCUGCCUCAUCCUGCUGAAGCAACCGCACGAAAAAAGGCCGUAGAGUUUAUUGCCAAUUGUUACCUUAAAGAAAUUAUAGAAGAAAGUAAAUUCUUUCAGAGUGAAUCACUUAAUUCUCUUGUUGGUGCUUUGGUGUCAGCUAAUCCUAACGACGAAGAUAUAUCUAUCUUUCUACUCGAGCUGUUGCUAGAAGUAACUAUACAGAAUCGUGACAGAGUAACGUGCAUCUGGCCUGUAGUCCAGAGUCACUUGGAUCGUUUAUUAACGGUGGCGGCACGUGAGAACCAUCCUUAUUUGCUUGAACGGGUAGCUGUGGGCAUGUUGAGAUUGGCUAUCAGGCUUUUACGCGGAGAAGAAUUUGCGUGUCUAUCACCUCUACUACCUUUGACCCAUUUGCCGUCCGCAACGACCGCACCGUUAGCUCAACAAAUCGCCUACGGUCUGUUCGAGCUACUGAAAACGGGCGCCGCAAACAUCCAUAGUGCGGAAGAUUGGAAGGUAGUAUUUAGCCUGCUGGAGUGCGCGGGUGCCGGCGCAUUGGCGCCCAAGCGAUCCAACACGGUUCUAGAUGAAACUGCAAACGCUCGGACAUCAGUCUUGGAUCCCAGACCUAUCAGUCCUGUACCGGAAUGGGUAUUAGUGUCGCCAACUGGUACCGAGGCACCGCUUCCAGUAGCCGCUGAUACGAUAGUGCUAGCGCGCGAUCUACAGUCGCACGACUCGGCGGCGUUCGUCAAAUGCUGCGAAAGUCUAAAUUUCUUAGUGCGUGACAUGGCACAUGUAACACCCUUCAAUUUUGACUUGUGCGUCAACUGCGUUAGAACGUUUGCCGAGGCGGUGCUGCAAUGUGCGGGCAAACGAAACAAGGUGUGCAAUUCCGCGGAGGAAUCGGCUGGUUAUCAACAGAGCCCGGUGCAACUCUUGGAUUUGAUGCAUACGCUGCACACGAGAAUCGCACAGGUAUUCCGAUGGUGGGCAGAAGAAGGUAGCAUUGACGAUGGUAUAUCCCUGUGGCCGCAAGCCUGGCGACCGCUAUUGCAAGGUAUCGCACGACUCUGUUGCGACGCUCGUCGACCAGUACGCACGGCAGCGAUUACAUAUCUUCAAAGUACCUUGCUGGCGCAUGAUUUGGCACAGCUAUCCGCAAUAGAGUGGUCGCAAUGUUUGGAGGAAGUAUUGUUCCCGCUGUUAGCGCAAUUAUUGGGUCCGAUCGCGUCCAACGAUCCUAUCGGCGUCGAAGAAACACGAGUCAGGGCCGCAAUGUUACUCUCCAAGGUAUUUCUUCAUCAUCUGACUCCACUGCUAACUCUACCUGGUUUUCUGCCGCUUUGGUUAACAGUGCUGGAGCUUCUGCGCGCGUACAUGCAUGCCGAUAACAGUGAGCUCUUGUUCGAAGCGAUUCCCGAAUCACUGAAGAACAUGCUGCUGGUGAUGUCGUCGGCCAAUGUUCUAGCGCCGAGUUCCAAUCUCUGGGCGCCCACGUGGAGGGCAAUCGACACGUUUUUACCGAACCUGAAAGCGGAACUCUUUCCCGAACCGCCUGUAGCGGUUCUGCCGCCUUCACAACUGCCACAGCAGCAAUCGUCACAGCCGCAAGUUAUUAGCUUAGUUGGCCAACAGCAGCCUUUGUCUUUUCCGGGACCUAUAGCGCCGCAACCAGAAAAUAUUCCCUCUUCGCCCGAUAUCGAGUGCUCUAAUGAGAAUAAUGUAGAUACGAAGACCGUCACGCAGCCAUUGGACAUUCUAAAUUCUGUACAAUCUAGCGGAGUUCCGAUUCCAGUUCCGUUACCGACAUUGAUGUACAAUACCGAGGGUAAGGAAACGCAGCAAGUAAUCACUCUAGUUAGCCAACCGGCACCCAGCGUGUCCAGUCCAGUCGCGGUGCAACCAACAGCUCAGAAUUUCUUUGAUAUUUGCUACUCGGCAAACUCUUUGAUCGAAAAGAUGGACGAACGACAGCAGCACCAACAAGAGCAGCAACAGCAACAAUCAGUGACGCCAAACGAGGAAGAGUACAGCAAGUUGACGAAGAAUAUGACGCAAAAUGUUGGUUUGGCAGACGAGAAUCGCGAUUUGAUACUCGCGAUGAAAAAAUACGAGGAAUGGAAACAGCAACAGGAGCAGCAACAAAUGUUAAUGCAGCAACAAUGCACGCAGCAUGUGCAAUCGGCGCAGUAUCAGCAUCCGACAACGGAAAAUUCCCCGUAUCGCGUGGAUCCCUCUGAGACGACAGUAGAUUCUACGGGGACAACGACAUUUAACUCCGCGGCAUAUUUUAGCGAAGAUCCGGCGGCGGAUCUCCUCUUCGUCGUCACUAAUCCUUGACCACUGUAUAUUUCCUAUGUAUAAAUUGUAUUAUAUAAAACAUUUCUACAAUGCGUGAUCAUGUUGAUCGUGUAGAACAGUAUCGAAAGUGAUCGAUUAUAGACAAAGGAAGAUGAACGUAGGCGCAGAAUCGUUGUAUCUUUGGUUUGUAUAUUUGGAAAGCACUCAUUAUAUACAAAUAAUAUAUAUCUGUACUAUA